Alternaria viburni is the source of this 681-nucleotide messenger RNA. RefSeq lists its product as uncharacterized. The record is from RefSeq and is a predicted model, not a curated record. Lineage: Eukaryota; Fungi; Ascomycota; Dothideomycetes; Pleosporales; Pleosporaceae. The coding region runs from base 1 to 681 and encodes 226 amino acids. The transcript has 2 exons.
AUGUGUGCUUUGGUCUCUCAUCCUACUGAAGGACUCGUGCUCUUCGAGACUGGUCCUGGAAAAGAUUACCCAGACGUUUGGGGACCACAGCUCAACGACAUCUUUGCUCGGGAAAACUAUUGCGAGGAUCAUGACUUGGAUGUUGCCAUUCGGAAAACUGGCAAUGACAUCAAAGACGUUAAGGCCGUCAUCAUGGGCCAUCUUCAUCUUGAUCAUGCUGGAGGAUUAGAGUAUUUUCGGGGAACGGACGUCCCUAUCUAUACACAUGAGCAGGAACUGAAGAACGCAUUUUACAGCGUUGCGACAAAAACAGAUCUUGGUGUCUAUCUGCCUACCUAUCUUCAAUUCGAUCUUAACUGGAAACCGUUCCACGGCGACGGAUUCGAGCUGAACACUGGGUUGAUCAUCCGCCACAGCCCCGGUCAUACCCCCGGCCUCUCAAUCCUCCAGGUGAACCUCAAAAACAGCGGGACGUGGGUUUUUACCACUGACCAAUAUGUUGUCAAAGAGAACUACGAGUCUCUUGCCACCCAGGGUUGGUUUACCAGGGACCAUGCAUCUUGGUCAAGAUCCAACCAGAUGAUACACUCUUUGCAGAAGUUGACUAAUGCGCGACUCAUCUUCGGACACGAUCGUGAUGUACUCUUUCAGUACAACUUAGCGCCAGGAUACUACGAAUAA